UUGUUUGUUAAGAGACUGACUCUGUCUAUUCCUUGAAGAUUUAUCACUUCAUUUGUUGUUGGAUUUUUUGUUCUUAUUUCUAGGAACUUCAUGUUACAGGAAUAGUGUUCAUCUUGGCUUUGCUGAACCAUUUUUGCUAAAAUGGGGGCUUUCUUUUCGUGUCCUUUGGCCAAAUACAUUGAUGCGAAAAAUGGGGUAGAAUCGGAUUCUAUUACUGUGAAAUUCAUCAAUUUUGGCGAUGAUGAAGUAAAAGCUCUUGAGCGAUCCUGCAGUUCCAAUAGUGGAGAUUUGAAGCCUACAAUAAUCAAAUCGUUGGAGAAGAUGAGUUCAAUGGAGACAACAGAUAUUCCUCUACGGGAGGAAGAGUUGGAUGUUCUUGCUAAUAGUCCAAAGAGCAAAGACAUGGUGAAUCAGUCUCCUACACCCCAGAGUCAUGAUGGGAUCCGAACAAUGACGGAUCUCGUUCCAACGAAUCUGGAGGACACAGCAGCAAUUGAAUUACAGAAAGUUUAUAAAAGCUUCAGAACCAGGAGAAGGCUGGCUGAUUGUGCAGUUCUUGCAGAGAAGAGUUGGUGGAAACUGUUGAAUUUUGCUGAUCUCAGGAGGAGUUCUAUAUCAUUUUUCGACAUCGAGAAACAAAAAACCGCCAUUUCGCGGUGGUCUCGAGCAAGAACCAGAGCUGCUAGAGUUGGAAAGGGUUUGUCUAAAAAUGACAAAGCUCAAAUGCUGGCUUUACAACACUGGCUUGAGGCUAUUGAUCCACGACAUCGUUAUGGCCAGAACCUACAGUUUUAUUAUGAUAAAUGGCUUCAUUCCCAGAGUGAACAACCCUUUUUCUAUUGGUUGGAUAUAGGAGAAGGGAAGGGAGUAGAUCUUGUUGAAGAAUGUCCCAGAGUGAAACUUCAACAGCAAUGCAUUAAGUAUUUGGGUCCAUUGGAAAGAACAGCCUAUGAAGUUGUUGUGGAGGAUGGGAAGUUCAUUUACAAGCAAUCUGGGGAACUACUUCACACGAUGAGAGUCGAUAAGCACGAGAAGUGGAUAUUUGUUCUCAGCACCUCUAAAGCCUUGUAUGUUGGAAAGAAAAUGAAGGGUAAGUUUCACCAUUCGAGUUUCUUGGCUGGAGGAGCCACACUGGCUGCUGGGAGAUUGGCUCUUGAAAAUGGCAUCCUACAGGCAGUUUGGCCUCAUAGUGGUCAUUACCGUCCCACGGAAGAAAACUUUCAUGAAUUUAUCUCCUUCCUUGCGGAAAACAAUGUUGAUCUCACUCAUGUGAAGAUGAGUCCACACGAUGAGGAAGAGAAUGAACUACAAAUGCAAAAGGGCAAUCUUCAUGUUCGAAAAGACUCAUCAGAGGAGGAUGGGAUUCAACAAUUGAGUGGUGAUUCAGAUGAUGCCGUUCCAGAGAUUGUUGCUGCAGAAACCAUUGGUGGAAAAUCAGAUUUUUCAGAGCAAGAAACACCGUCAACCAUCAAAACAUUCAAGCCAAGUGGGUCGAUGGAUUUGAGUAUAAAAUUAACCAAUCUUCACACAGCAGAAAAUCUAGAAAUGAGAUCUGUAAUAUCUGCUUCGGAGUUGGAUACCGAAGCUCGAGAGAAAAAUGUGUUGGAAGAGGAAAAUAGAAGUUGCGAGGUAGAGAUCAUUCCUGAUGAAUCAAUACUGAAAAGAAUAAACUCACAUAAAGAAACAAAAUCAUAUCAACUGGGAAGACAACUAUCUUGCAAAUGGACAACUGGUGCAGGGCCCCGAAUAGGGUGUGUUCGUGACUAUCCAGUUGAACUUCAGCACCGAGCAUUGGAGAAGGUGAGCUUGUAGCCAAGAAAGGCGACUACUCCGUCCCAAUUCCGAUGCUCGAGUCCAGUUGCCAGUAUCCAAGGCCCAAGGAUGUUCAGUCAAUUCAUAUGAUUCACCAAAGCUCUACCACAAUCUUCUUCACCUUUCUUCAAGGGAACAUCAGCAGCAACAUUGGUAAUGAGGAAGUGUACAUAAAUCUUUGUACUAAUGAGAAUUGACGAGAAACAUGAAGUAGACAUGAAAUUAUGCUUAGAAGCAGAUAGAGAUACACAUGUAUAUGGCUAGAAUUGGCCACUGAUUUUACAAUAUGUAUUGUUUCUUUACAUGGUAUUACAAUUUUGAGU
Messenger RNA from Benincasa hispida (wax gourd), 2135 nucleotides. Its product is annotated as IQ domain-containing protein IQM2-like. NCBI's taxonomy places the organism in Eukaryota, Viridiplantae, Streptophyta, Magnoliopsida, Cucurbitales, Cucurbitaceae. The record is from RefSeq and is a predicted model, not a curated record.